This is a messenger RNA of Carassius auratus (goldfish), 2133 nucleotides long. RefSeq names its product nucleosome assembly protein 1-like 4. The transcript is spliced from 15 exons. Gene Ontology annotation, biological process: nucleosome assembly. NCBI's taxonomy places the organism in Eukaryota, Metazoa, Chordata, Actinopteri, Cypriniformes, Cyprinidae. Bases 133 to 1188 code for a protein of 351 amino acids. Gene Ontology annotation, cellular component: nucleus. The record is from RefSeq and is a predicted model, not a curated record.
GGCCAGCCCACGUGGCCCGUGACAGCCAGCCAUCCAAUGAUAGUUGAGGAUGAUGCGACAUGCCAUCGCACUUCUCCGUCUGAUAGAAGCGUGAGGACGGUCCGGAGCGCAACGUUGGGCUGAGGUGUAGAAAUGGAUAGAAAAAAUGAAAAGAGUGAAGCUAAAGGCAAAGGAGGGAAUAAACCUCCUCAGUCCGACAAACCAGAGGGCUUAGAAGUAGAAAGAAUAGUGAAUUUCCAGUUCCUGCCCAAGAUGGUAAAGAGACGAGUCUAUGCCCUGAAGAGGCUCCAGCUCCAGAGCGCCAACAUCGAAGCCAAGUUCUAUGAAGAAGUGCAUGAGCUGGAGAGGAAGUACGCUGGCCUCUACCAGCCCAUCUUUGACAAGAGACGGGACAUUGUGGCCGGCACCAUUGAACCCACAGAUGAGGAAUGCGAAUGGCAAAGUGACAGGGAGGAAGAGGAUCUAGCUGAAGAUUUGCAGAAAAAAGCUGCUCUGGAGGAGAAGCAGGCAGAUUCAGCCGGGGCCGAUGAUCCGAAAGGAGUCCCGGAGUUCUGGCUCACCAUCUUCAAACGUGUGGAUAUGCUGGGAGAAAUGCUGCAGGAUCAUGAUGAGCCGAUCCUGAAGCACCUGCAGGACAUCACUGUGAGGUUUUCGGAGCCUGGACAGCCGAUGAGUUUCACAUUAGAGUUCCACUUCGAGCCCAACAGCUACUUCAGUAACUCGGUCCUCACUAAAGUCUACAAGAUGAAGUCCGAGCCGGACGCAGAGGAUCCGUUCUCAUUCGAGGGGCCGGAGAUCAUCGACUGUGAAGGUUGUAAGAUUGACUGGCAAAAAGGCAAAGACGUGACCGUCAAAAUCAUCAAGAAGAAGCAGAAACACAAAGGCAGAGGGACGGUUCGGACGGUCACUAAAGAGCUUCCACAGGAUUCAUUCUUCAACUUCUUCAGUCCGGUUAAAGCGUCGGCUGAUGGGAUGGAUGAAGAUCUGGAGUGCACUCUAGCUACAGAUUUUGAGAUCGGACACUUCUUCCGAGAGCGGGUCAUUCCCAGAGCUGUGCUUUAUUUCACAGGAGAGGCCUUAGACGACGACGACGAGAGUUAUGAAGAGGAGGAUCUUGAAGAGGAAGAGGAGGACCUGGAUGAGGAAGGUGAAGAAGAGGAUGAGGGAGAUUAUGAUCCCACGGCAUAAUUCAUUUCUCACUUCAUGCAUUUCUAGAAAGACCCUCCUCCUGCAGAGUGCAAACAGCAGUAAGACUGGUGAACAGAUAGCCACGGCACAACUCGGCUGUCUGUCAGACAAUAUGACGAUUUGGACAUAGACCUAAUUUCCUCAUGGACUCGCCACACUAAUGCAAUAGGAAACCAAACACUGUUUAGGAAAUGCAUGUUUGUUUGUUUAUUUCUCUACUGUUUACUUUUACAGGGAUGACCUCAGUAUUCUCAUUCAUAAGUCGUGUGAUUUCGCACUCCAUAACUGAUCCUGCAACAUGUAUAAAGGCUUAAUGUGUAAGAGGGUCUAGCAAAGAUGCCAUAUGCGUUUUGAAUUCUUAAAGUCCAUAUGCAGCCAUGGCCAUUUUUGCAACAUAGCAGGAUUUUGGAGACUCGUCAUGAUAUGAACUCCAGGCGUCGUCCAGUGUAGCAUCACUCAGGGUUUGCUUUGCCAACAAAAUGAACCUGCUGUCUUCAUGAAUCUGAAAUAACUUACAUUUCCGAUUUAGCUGUUACGAUGUAGUUACGAAAGUGUUUUAAUUUGAGUCAGUGGUAGCCGAACGAUGUGGGUUGUGGUCUAAGAAUACUUCUGAUUUGUCUCCAGGGUUGGGCGUCAUCGAAUUUCCCAUCCUUGAGUGACGUAACUCAUAUAUCCAUGCUAUGCACGUUGACAUGGAAUUUCAACAGUAUUUUAUUUGACCAUGUGGUUAUGUCUCAAGUUGCUUGUAGUCAUGCACAGAGUUGCGUCUGUAAGAGUAUCGGGAAUGUUACCAAGCAGAUCUUAAAAGAAAUUGCAGGUUUACUCUCCAUUUGAACUGUGUGCGAGCCAUAGCCUUAUCUGGAACUUCUUUGGUUUGUAAUGAAACAUUGUUUCCAUUUUGUACAAACUAGACAAAAAGAUUCUAUUAAAUGUUUUGUGACAUGA